GAGUGGUGGUCACUUUCACUCUUAAGACUGACUUACAAACAUAAUUCACAACCCACUGUUUCUUUUGCCGUUCCUAAAAUACCAUUUACCAUUUGUGACUUGUAAAUUCUUCCGGUUAUAGUACAACCUUUUCCUCGCCAAUAUGAGAACUUUGAAUAUUGGCUUUCUCGCCUAUUUAUUUAUUUGUGUAACGUUCCUUUUGGUGGAUAAGCCGGCUUCGACUGCAGCUCAGGAACCAGCUUUUGAACUACCCGUGGAACUCGUAGGUUUUCCUGUUAUUAUUGUGGCAGUGCGAUUGUCCAACUUUGUUAAGAAACUGGCCUACUCCUUAAACCCAAGCACAUAUGUGAGUAAAAGGGCGCGCAGAAGUUUAACUGAUGAAGAGAUGAUUAACAUGAUUGAAGCAGAGAAGCGACUUGUGACUGAACUUGGUGAUAAUGUUUGUAUAUAUCCAAAAGUGUGUCUUCACCAUGCUGUACAAGCGCGGAAAACUGGAAAACGACAAGUCCGAGUAGAUUGGGAUGAUGUUUUCACCAACUACAAAGCGUCAAAGGAACGACAGAAAGAAUUCUAUUUCCUGAGUGUAUUUUUGGGAGAUUUUAUUGCGUCUCCUAAGUUCUGUAAUCAGCUCGUCAAAAGAGGCCGAACAUGCACAGAUUGAUUAAAUUCAAGAAUUCUAGUCAUGUAUAUUUAAUUGUAUAUACUCUAGCAGCCUACCGGCUUCUAAGCAAACCCUCUUUAAAGUAGCCGUAGUUUAAUUGUGUCCUAAAAUUAUUUGUGAUAUAUCACUUCUGAAAACAUAUCACAAACAUUUUUACCAAAACUUAGUUUUAAAAAUGUACAUAUAGUUUCAGUUCUUUUGGGUUACUCAGCCUAAGAACUACACGAUUGAAAAGGCCGCAGGUGCAAUAAAACAUUUAGGAUCUAAAGUAUAUAUUAUAUCACGUAUUUGUUUAAGUAAUAAAAUAUUUUUUUGUAAUAUUAA
Messenger RNA from Dendroctonus ponderosae (mountain pine beetle), 985 nucleotides. RefSeq lists its product as uncharacterized. NCBI's taxonomy places the organism in Eukaryota, Metazoa, Arthropoda, Insecta, Coleoptera, Curculionidae. The coding region runs from base 143 to 661 and encodes 172 amino acids. The record is from RefSeq and is a predicted model, not a curated record. The transcript has 3 exons.